Messenger RNA from Pongo pygmaeus (Bornean orangutan), 3385 nucleotides. RefSeq names its product small integral membrane protein 42 (gene SMIM42). The transcript is spliced from 2 exons. Bases 2598 to 2810 code for a protein of 70 amino acids. Lineage: Eukaryota; Metazoa; Chordata; Mammalia; Primates; Hominidae. The record is from RefSeq and is a predicted model, not a curated record.
ACAUAACAUUCUGCUACACAGAUGCUGUUUCCUUUGCCCAGCACACCUGUCACCCACCUCAACCCUUUCUCUCUUUCCCCAUCUUUCUGUGGCUAGCUCCUCCUCAUUCUUUAGGUCUCAGUGUAGACAGCACCACUAUCAGGAAGAAGUCCUGACACUGCCAGGCCUAAGAUAAGUAAAUGGAGGCUCAGAGACAAUAAAUGACCUAACCAAGGUCACUAGCAUGUAAAGUAUUAGUGCCCAGACUCUGAUCUGAGUCCCUGGACUUCAAAUCCUGUGACUUCCGCACUGCCAUCAUUUGCCUGACCCUUGGUAUAGCACCAAGCGGUUCUACACAAAGAAGAGUGGAUGCACUUGGAGUAGAUUCACUUUUUCCCAUUCCUCCUGCUAAACUAAACACAGCUAAAACCCCUGGACAUUAUAUAUAAAACUAACAUAAAAAGACAGAAUGGUGCAGAGAAAGAAGCAGACUGACUAGCAACCUUGGAACCUUGAUUUUGGAACCCAAGAAUUGAAUGGCAGUGAGUUCGUGGAUUUUCUUUUUGCCUCGCAUAUCCUGAACUAGGUGCUAGAGAAGCAGCCCAGAAAUGCCAAAGAGCAUGCACAAAAUAAAGUCCCAAGAAAAGCCUGCUUGUUCUCUUUAGCCAAAGCACUAGGAAGGCAAUUCAGCAAGGCAGAAACUUUUAGAGAAUAACUGCCCUACUCUAGCCAAACACCAUGGGAAAAAAUCACAGCCCCACCACCACCCCUGUUAGCAAAGGCCAAGUGGGGAGCCUAAACUUCCACCUUUAAUUAGCUGUAAGGAGCUACCCUCCCCAGACUCCACCCCUCACCAGGGUGUUAUCAGAGAAUAUGGAGUGGGGAGCUGGGACUUUCAUCCCUAUCCAGAGGUAACGAGCUCUCUCUCCAGCAGCAGUAACAAGGCACCCUUCCAACUCUGCCAGGAUGAAGUCAGAGGAGGCCACCUGGGAAGUCUGGAAUCCCAUAUCCACCAGUAAAGCACCCUUCUCCCCACUCUGGGUAGUCAAAGGAGGCUGAGUGGAGAACCUGGACCUUCACCCUUGCUUGGCAUUAGCAAAAUGAAACCCCCUCCCUUAACAGGCAUGGUGUCAGAGGAAGCCUGCUAAAACAAAAGAUUUAAGUAAGAUCCAGAGUCUCAUAACACCCAAAAUGUCCAGUGUACAAUUAAAAAAAUCACACAUCAUACCAAGAACCAGGAAAAUCUCAACUUGAAUGAAAAAAAAAAAUCAGCAGAUGGCUACACCGAGAUGACACAGAUAUUGGAAUUAUCUGACAAAGAUAUGAAUACUCUUGGCAUAAAAAAUAGAAAAUCCUAUUGAAUAGAAGCUAAAUAGAAAUUUUAGAACUGAAAAAUAUAAGCACCAAAGUAAAAAAACUCAUUGGAUGAGUUCAAUGGCAGAACAAAGGGGACAGAGGAAAGAAUCCAUGAACUUGAAAACAGAACUGUAGAAAUGACCCAAGCUCCGCACGGUGGGUCACGCCUGUAAUCCCAGCACUUUGGGAGGCCGAGGAGGGAGGAUCACUUGAGGUCAGGAGUUCAAGACCAGCCUGGCCAACAUGAUGAAACCCCGUCUCUACUAAAAAUGCAAAAAUUAGCUGGGCGUGGUGGCGGGUGCCUGUAAUCCCAGCUACUCCAGAGGCUGAGGCAGAAGAAUCCCUUGGAUCCGGGAGGCAGAAGUUGCAGUGAGCCGAGAUUGUGCCAUCGCACUCCAGCCUGGGGAAGAAGAACGAGACUUCAUAAAAAAAAAUAAAAAAGAAAAAAAGAAAUGACCCGAGCUGAAUAACUUUAAAUUGUGUAAAUACACAGACUUUCCUUAUCUUCUUGAGUUGUCUAAAUUGUGUGAUGGCUGAAGCAAAAAGUAUAACAUGGCCUGAAUGUGGAUCUCAAGGUAUAUAGAUGAAACAUUUAAUACAAUUAUAUCAUAAGUGGAAAAACAAGGGACUUACAAGAAGGUAAGGUUUCUACUUUUGUAUUGAAGUGAUAGAAUAUGGACAUCCGCUGAUCUUUUUUGUUUUUUAUUUUUUGAAACAGAGUCUUACUCUGUUGCCCAGUAGUGCAGUGGCAACAUUAAGUGAAGAGUACACAGGACCUUUUUUUAGUAUCUUUGCAACUUCCUGUAUGUCUAAAAUUAUUUUAAAAUCAAAAAGGUUUUUAAAAAGAGGAUCAAAAAAAAAGAAUAAAAGGGAACUGAAGGGGCAUCAUCACAGGCAAUCUGGAGGCCAUACUUGAGGGGAGACGGUGCUCAGAGAACACAGGUUUCCGGACUGGAACCUAGUCUCACCCUCCAGUGACAUCACAAAGCCUCAGAAGCCCCACCGACCACCCAGAAGUUUUGCUAACAGAACUAUCAUCUGUGUUUGUAUUGGAAGCAGUUGUUUGGCCUUGCUGAGCAAACGUCUAUGCCUUCUCCAUUACAUCCGAAGGAGAAUAGUCCCAUGUUUGGAACGGAAUCAGUAGAUGUUUGGUCGCUGUACCACAUCCACUCCUAGGAUAUAACAAGAACAGGCCCAAUUCUCUUGGUGGUGUGGGCAGUCGGCUUGCACCACGUACCUACCUCGGCUCUUUUUGGAAGCUUAUGUCCUCCCCACAACUUCCAGCUUUCUUAUGGGACAAGGGUACACUCACCACUGCCGUAUCUAAUCCUACUUACCUGGUAAACGUUCUCUUCUUCUUUACACCCCUGAUGACUCUGGUCACUCUAUUCAUCCUGGUCUGGAAAGUAACCAAAGACAAAAGCAACAAGAACAGAGAGACACACCCAAGAAAGGAGGCAACACGGCUGCCAUAAAGAUCUGGAUCUCUUGGUGGGGACUCCACUGAGGUGAAGACCUGAUUGUACAAGAGGCAGGGCCACUGGAGCUGUCUCAGAGCCCAGAGCCUGGGGAGCCAGAGUUGCUUUAGCCACCCUAUUCCUCCAUUGCCAGAUGUCCCCCCAGGCCUCAUUUCCUUCCUCUGCCACCACCCUUCUUAUAAUGCACUCCUCCUGCGGUUCUUUGGCUUGUCCCAGCUUCUGAGUUUGAAUGUCUUUUUUUUUUUUUUUUUUUUUUUUGUGGAUCUUCAAGACUGAAAUAGUAAAUGGCUCUUGAUUUCUGCACUAACAGAGGAAAGAAACAAGUACAUGGAAAAGUAAAAAUUGAUUACAAAGCCUAAAUUUUCCUCUAUAAAUUGGGCAUGUGCUGACUGUGGGAUAUUGAAAUUAUUGGGAGCUUACAGCAUCUCAAGUUAUAUAAUGAAGCUAUUCUGGAAGCUCAUUUCCAGAAGAUCCUUGAAAUGAAAUGGCUCGCUCUAUGCUGAAUUGUAGGUACACUCCUUCCUCCUCUUCACUUAAUGCUGGGAGUAAAAAGUAUUUUUUUCUUAAGAAAU